Molecule: messenger RNA, 1710 nt
Organism: Rosa rugosa (rugosa rose)
Lineage: Eukaryota; Viridiplantae; Streptophyta; Magnoliopsida; Rosales; Rosaceae
Product: transcription factor MYB73-like
Exons: 1
Coding region: 610-1542 (310 amino acids)
Biological process (GO): regulation of DNA-templated transcription
Cellular component (GO): nucleus
Molecular function (GO): DNA-binding transcription factor activity, RNA polymerase II-specific; RNA polymerase II cis-regulatory region sequence-specific DNA binding
Source: RefSeq, a predicted model, not a curated record
GUAAAAUUAAACUAACAUGUUAUACCUACUUUUCCAUUCCAACUCCAUUUUUGCUUUGAAACUAUGACCUCAAACAUAUCAAAACAAUGAUCAAUAAAAAACAAUACAUAUUUUAUUUACUUUUUAACCGCCUAACCAACUCCCCCCAUAUGAGUCCAUUUUAACUGAACAGUAGGCUGUUACGGGUGACGACACUAUCACUGUCACUCCACCUAAUUCCCGCCGUAACGGCGUACUCUCCGUUUGGUCAGUUGCUGGGCGCGCACUUAAUGAGUUCGGUUCCGUUUUGCUUAGAAACCGACGACCGUUACACCUCCUCCUCUACUCAAACUCUUCUUCCUUGUCAUCACCACCGUCAUGCAGAAACAAAGUCAUCAACAUUGACGGAUAAGAUGAGUCGUGAAAAAUUGAAGAGGAAGUUAUAUAUAACCUCCAGAUACCAGAACCAAAACGGCAAAACCCACUCCUUAAACCUCGAGUACUCCUCCUCCAUCAUGAUGAUGAUGCAGAAAAUGAAAAUGAAAAUAUAUAAAAAAAUGGAAACAGAAAUUGGGAAACGCGUUUGAAGUUAAUUUCUGUUAUGUGAAUAAGAGAGCGGUUUUACGGUUCAUGCAUGCCAACAACCCCUCCAUUCAUUCAUCAAAAACGGUUAAAAAACUCAUCCUCUCUCUUCAACUCCAUCCCCCAUUUCUUCUUCUUCUUCUUCGAAACUCACAAAGGGCACCAUCUAAAUCUUCUUCUUCGUCGAAACUCACAGACGCCAUGAGCGGCGGUGGUGAUAAUAGAGUGAAGGGGUCGUGGAGUCCUCAGGAGGACGCAACGCUGAUCAAGCUGGUGGCGGAGCACGGCCCGCGCAACUGGUCCUUGAUCAGCUCCGGCAUCCCCGGCCGGUCCGGCAAGUCGUGUAGGCUGAGGUGGUGCAACCAGCUCAGCCCCGACGUGCAGCACAAGCCUUUCUCGCCGGCCGAGGACGCCGCGAUCGUCCGGGCACACGCGCUCCACGGCAACAAGUGGGCCACCAUCGCCCGGCUCCUCCCCGGCCGCACCGACAAUGCCAUCAAGAACCACUGGAACUCCACGCUCCGGCGGCGGAGGCUGGCCGAGUCGAGCUCGGCCUCUUCCGAGUCCAACUCGGCCGCGUUGAAGCGGUUGAUUGGCGCCACGUCGGGCGACCCGGAGAUGAAGCGGCAGUGCUUGCGUGGGGCGUCGGCGGAGGAGGAUAGUUUCAAAGCGGUUGCGGCGGGAGUGGAGGGCGUGCUGACGUCACUGACGCUGUCGCCGCCUGGGGAGAAAGUGGAAAACGAGGUCGUUUUGAAGAGUGAGGAGGUGGGGGAGGAGGACGAAGAAGACAAUGAUGAUCAUCAAGACGAGGCGGUGGAUGACGAGGAGAAAUGUACGGUGGAGAUGGAGGAGACGUGUCUGAUGACGAUGAUGCAGCGGAUGAUAGCCCAGGAGGUGAGGAACUACAUCGAGAGCUUACGGGCCGAGAAUGGGCUAGCAUUUGGGCUACAGUCGACGGUCCAAAAUGAUCCAAAAUGUUGACGAAAGGUCUCAUCGGAAUGUUUCAGUCUUUUGCUUUAGUUCUUGUGGCGUCUUUUAGUUAUGACUUGAAAUUCUGAAAUUGUUGACUUAAGCAUCUCCAACAGUAGAACUUAUAUUUUAGUUAAAUUUAGCUAAAGUUAAGAAAUAUAGCUAUUUAAUUUAACAAUG